AUGAGUAGUGCGGCAGAGAGAAGCACUGUGGAGAUUGUGGACAUGAGAAAUGUGGAGUUGACUGGCGCCAGCACGGCAACCUCAGCCUCAGCCGCCGACAUGACCAGCAGCAACGGUGGAGUGCCUGCCAGUGCACUAUCCUCAAGUGCAUCCUCUUCAAUCAAUCGCAAGCACAUGCGAACGCACACUGUGGGCAACCUCAACGGGCACUUCUCCAGUGCCCUAGUGCCCGGAGCGCUGACCAAGUCACUGCAAAGCUACUUCUCCAAUCGCCUCAUUCCGACGUACAGUCCGACGAAAAUUGAUCCCACUGUGGCCAUUGUCGUGGCGGAGACAAAGUCAGCCGCCAGCACGUCAACAGCGCCGGCAAUUCGCGCCACCAGCACCAUCUUUGGCUUUAUUGACUUUACCACGGUGGUGAACAACACACUGCUCAUUUUCACACCCAAGGUGAAGGCGGAAAUCAGUAGCACUAGUAAGAUGAUAGCUCGCAUUGAGCCCACCCGAGCGGCCAUCUUCCAUGAUUUUGUCAGCUCAACGGCGACAGGCAGCUCACUGAUUGAUCCACUUUUCGAGAUUGGCAGCACUGGACAGCAGGAAGCUCUUCCGAUUGCCAGUCGCUCCUCGUCAUCCACUUACGAGGCUAGUGAAAGUGGUGCUAGCCAUCACCUCAUCACGUCAUCAUCAUCGAAAGAGAAGGGGGAAACCGAGCCACUGGAAAUGAGCAGCAGCUUUAAUGAGCUUGACUCGAGCAUGCCACUGUCGAUGUCAUCAGCGCUGGUCAGCGGCAUCACCACCAUCACCAGCGGCUUUAUCCUCCCGAGCUUCUCCUCCAGUUUGGACGAUCAGCAACUGCAGUCAGCCAGCAUCAGCAGUGGCGACGGCAGCAACAACAUCGCCGCAACGCCAGAUGUGAGCACUGUCGCCAAAACAGCCGUUUUCAGCAUCAAUGAAGUCGCAAAUGAAUCGCCUGAGCCGAGCUCCGCGAACAGCAGGCAAAUCACCUCGAGCAGUGUACUUCCGGUAGAUAGUAGUGAUACAGUGGUUCAGCCGACCAGACCACUGAAGACAUUCUACACUACCUACACGUACUACACUACCUUCAAGGAUGCUCAAACGCAGUUUGUUCACAGUCGAAAAGAAGUGGUCACCAAUGUUGUAGAAAUGCAACAGCAAAUUUCCGCCUCUUCAGCGUCAAGUCAGCAAGCGAGGGCGAGCAUACAAAGCACCUCAACCCGCCCAACAUCUUCGAUGGACUUGAUUGACUCGUCGACAGUGUCUCCGGAGGAAACGGCCAAGCUUAGCUCCACGCCGAGUUUGCUUGAUUCGAGCAUGAAAAGCCACGAUCCGGCCGGCACUGGAACUUCAGCUCCACUGAACAAGUCCUACCUCGGAAAGCUGCUGUCGGGAAUAGCUGUUCCCAUCACUCACUACACCACCUUCACCUACUACACGACCUUCUUCAAGGAUAUGACUUCUCAGAUAGUGUCCCGCACUAAGGUGGUGUCCAACGUCGUCACGGGAACUAUCAAUCUAAAUCAGGCAAUACAAAAACGUUCCACUGAAUAUGCAGCCAGUCCACAGGACAUUGUGCCGGAAGGCGCAGAAAACUUGCCCAUUGUGAUAACGCCCGUCACCGAAUACGCUACCUCUACUUUUUUCACCACUUUCUUCGUACCCGGACAGGGCUCUACUGUGGUCACCAAUAUUCAGACACUCUCCAAAGUGUACCUACCUGAGUUCAGUGAAGUAAACCGACAUCGACAGACUACAGCAACCACUAUCAGACCGACGGCCACAACCAGGUCGUCGCUGGGUCGCUUGACAUCAAGUAGGUCUGAUCAAAUAACUCGACAGAUCAACGGUCUGCCUGUUCUGGAAAAUGGCGAUCUUCUUUUGUCCAGUGCCGAGUCGGCCCGAACUGCAGAGAGGUACUCUGAAGAGCCUGAAGCAGAGCUGAUUAAGCCGACGGUCACUCGAAAGCGAAUUGUCGUCACUCGAACGAGGUCUCUGCCGAACGCCGACUCCUUGAACGGUCUGCCUCGCAGGUCUACCGUCGUCGUCCGUGGCCCUCCGCGAUCACUGUCCGACGUGGACACUGCCCCAUCCUUCACCGAGGAUCCACAUGAACACCAGUUAGGUCGUCUGCACCCUUCGGUGACGCCUACUCCGGUGACCUUCUACACGACGUACACGUACUUCACGACGGAGCUAGUGAACGGCAGUCCGGUGGUGCACAGCAAUGAACACCUCUUCAGUACGGUUAUCACCGGGAAAGUGCUGCCCACUCGCGUUCAGCCGACACUGCAGCACCAGCGAGUGAAGCGAACCGUUGCCGUGGAGCCGUCAGUGGGCGGCAAUGAACUGGCAGAAGAGUUCACGGACAAUAAAAUCGACAACAAGUCGGCGAAAAUAAUCAAAGCCAAGUCCACUGGGGUCGUCUCUGAGGUGAUCAACAAGAGUGGCAUUCACACUGUAGUCACUCAAAUAAUCGGCACGCUCAUCAACGGUUUCUACGCCCAGUUUGCCGUCACAAAGACGCUGGAGCCCCAGCCAAUGCUGGCGACAACUGCCGACAACAUUGAGACGAACAAUCAGGUCGAUCAGUCGGAAACGGGCGAAGUGCCGAGCACAACUGAAAGCACCACUGAAGUGGAAACUCAAACUCAAACUGAAGCAGCAGCAAUGGCAGCAGAGACCACUACUGCAAUGUCCAGUGAGGCGACAGCAGACGCAGCAGCAACAACAACUGAAAGCAAUACUACGGGGAACGAGGAAGUGACUACUAUGGUGAACAUCAUCGAGGAGUCUAUUGAAAGCAUCUUGAAUGACACGGAAAAGAGCACUUUGGCAGACAAGAGCGGCUCAAAUUCCACCGAAAUGGAGAAGUCAAAAGUAGAAAGUUCUAUUUUUGCCUCCCACGCCGGCAAUGUCUCCAGCGUUUCCAGUCGACUGGACCAAAAGACUGCUUCUUCGACUGAGUCGGAAACUAAUUCCCCCGCUGUCAGCUCGCCGCCCUUGCUGCCAUCAGUGAGCUUCCUCUCCGACACCAUUGGCACCAUUGUCUCUGUCAGCAGCCCCACACCUACACUCUCUGCGUCAUCGAGCAGCAGCAGCCACUCAGUGUCUGAGACGGUGAAACCCGACUACCGCACCGGUUUGAUCUCCUCCACUGUGGAGUCAAUAACCGCAGGCAAUCAGGUGACUCGCAUCACCCGUGAAGUUUUUGGUACGUAUAUAGCGGGUAUUUAUGCCCACCUGGCCAAGACACGCUCGGACACUGUGGGACUGUCCACCUCUGCUACUUCUACCACUACUACUACCCAGACACACCUCACUACUCCCACACCCACUGCUUCUUUCUCUCUGCCUGCCUCUUCUGCUUCUUCCGGGUCUACUUCCUCCUCGGUGACUGCCAUCAUGUCCCUAGUUUCACCCUCCACUCUUUCUGCCUCUUUUCCCUCUGCUUCCACUGCGUCACUCUGGCCCACCCCGUCCCUGUCUGUGUCUGCAAGUCCACUCUCCACCGAGGAGGUCAGAAGCAGGUCGGAGAAUGAUACACUUGAGGAGUUCAUUGCGCCCAGCACCAGUUGGUCCAUGUUGCCUGGCCUCUCCACUGUGUCCCUCUCCACUGAAACCAUAAACCAGACCAUUUUAGUGCACACCACCGAGUACUACACCACCGAAAUCAAUGGCUUCACUGCACACUACUCGCGCAGUACAUCGAACAUUGCCGGAACGAUUGAGCCGACCAGCAGCAGCGUCCCUAGCAGGCCUUCAGUCCACUUUCCUACGCCAGUUCGCUUUCUCUUUAGUACCAAGUCCCCUGAAGCGCUGAAGCCAGUGUACACCACCUCAUCGAACAUUAUCGAGCCACCAAGAGCUUCGCGUAAAUACAAAGAGCUGUACGGUAAUGAGCACGACUACUACGAUGAGCCUUAUGCACAGCCCAGUGUUGGCCACCUUCCACGAAGCCGAAUCAUUAGGGAGAAAGAUUCACAACCGGUGGUAGAGUACGAGUAUGACCUAGACUAUGCGGACAACUCUGAGCAGGCACACUCGCCAGAGCAGCCAAAGCCGACGCCCAGCUACGCCAGUGAGGCGCACUACCAGCCCUCCACUUACGGUCAGGUCAAUCAGCGGGCUCAGCAACAGGCGAGAACGUACAACUCCAUGAGCUAUGGUGCCACGAGAAGGGGCUCCUCGGGAUUUGGAGCUCGAGUCAGGUCGGGUGGGGGCAAUCAGGAGCGUGUCGCUUUAGAGCAGUCCAUUCCUGCGCCGGUUCGAGUCGUCGAGGAGCACACCGCCCAGCCAGUGCAGCCUCGCUCGCGACAGAACAAUGGGGGUCGUCAGGCGGCGGCAGGUGCCGCUAAUCGUCGUCGACAGCCAAGUCGAACAGCAGCCAGUCCUCCCCCGGCGCCGACACGUUCUCUGGACUACUACAACAUCAACGACUACUCCUCUAGUCGAUAUCAGCCGCCAAUGGAGGAUGUGAGAGGUGGUGCCAGCUCGGUACCGAAUCGAAAUGAAGCAACCGGGCCUAGUGAGUACAGACGACCGAUAAACCGACAGCGACAGCUAAGUCGGCAACGACGUCCUUACUCGAGCACGACCACAACGACGACCACUACGACGCCUGCUCCUCGCAACUACGCCUUACUGCCCAGUCAAAGACUUCGGCUGAAUCGCAGGUACAACAACAACAACAAUAACAACAAUAAUAAUAAUCGCAAUCGAAUGCACGACACCACUCCGAGCAAUACUCGCAUGCAGACGAUGGACCAUGAUCUGAAUCGUGAACGAAGUGAAGUGCACAAGGAAAGAGUUCGCUAUCGAGGCCCCAGCAAGCCAGCAAACUUUCGCCAGUACGGUCAGCAGCCUAGUCGACAGACAGUCCCUCCUCGUGAGACCUACCAGGAGAUGUACCCCGCCAAUUCAGUAUACUCCACACCCACAGUGCCAAAAGUGCCCCUCACGGUGACAUCCAUUGUGACCACAGUCAAAACAGUGCCAAUUUUCCACGGCUUCAGGACGUCCUACGCCACACUGACCACUACCACACUGAGCACAUCAGUUAUACCGCCCAGUCUGUAUGAGACCAGUGUCGAUGAGGACGGACAGAGGACGCAAACUCUCUUCACCAGAAUGACCGACUCCCUUGAGCCCCACAAAGUGACUGAGGUGCUGGUGACAACCAGUGCUCUGCAAGAGGUGAAGCUAGUGCCCAUCAAGUUCGGCUACAGCACCCGAACUGAGACGCUGACUGACGUGAAGACCUUCACCAUGCUCACCACCAGUGUGCACACUCGAAGUCAGGAGUUGCAGCUGCCGCCUCCACCUGGCUCCUCACUGCUGACCACCGUGACCACGUUUGUCAGCACGCAGACUCUCUCCUCGACGACGGCCGUUUCGCUGCUGCUGCACGGAAAGACGCUAGUCAGCACGCUGACUUUUACCUCGCUCUCUGAGGCGACCGUCACCAGGACGGAAACGCUGACGGUGGCGUUGACCCCCACGGCAGCCCCCGGCGCAGGCAUUCACCCUCAGCCGCUGGUGACCCUGCUGACGCUGUCCAUCACCGGGGACAAUGGCGAGGUGACCGAGCUGGUCACCGCACUGACCGUGCCUGUGCAGCAGAUGCUGCACACCAAGGUGGAGCGGGACGUGAAGCCAACUAGCAGCUUCUCACUGGACGAGCACAGACACAGACCACAACCAAACCCUCCUCUUCCUCCUUCUCCUCAGCACAUUGUGCUGGAGAGCUCUACCUCUGCUCCCCAUCUGCUCCACAAUAACUAUCUUUCCGCUUCCUUUAAAACCGUUGAUCAGUACUCGGAGACUCACCCUUUCUUUAUAACCACCAUUUUUAAAGGUCCCAACACUGAAAUAUACGAGGCGCAGGCGACCAAGGUUACCAGUAACUCUGCUGACAACGACGACAGCCCUCCGGUGAUCUUUCGCAAGCGUAAACUGCACCAGUUCAACGACAAUCUCUACAAGGAGCCAUUGCCAGUCCUGACGGCCGAUGGCAACUUCGAGAGUGAACGCAGCGGCGGAAUCAACAGUAAGCCACAGGCGGGCGCCAGGAAGCCGUCAUUUCAGCGGAUUCGCAUCAAAUCACGGCCCAAUGCUCCCAAGUCGCCCAGUGAGUCGCGGCUGAGUGAGUUCAAUCGUGUGAUGGGCCUUUCCGACGGCUCAUUUGCUGCCAGCUCCUCUGCCAACUCCUUCCGCCGUCUGCCCAUCUCCCGUGAGCCCCAGCAGCAGAACGUCUACAGCAGUGCCCCCAGCUCUGUGUACACAUUUCCCUCGUCCUCUGCCACCUACUUGCUGGCGAACAACUUCCAGAAGCCCACCUUCCGAAAGGUGAAGCCCGCAAACAACCGCCGCAUAGUGUCCAGCAUUCGCACCGUGCAGCCAAUCAUCGUCAGCUCGGUGAUUCAGCCUAGUCAAGUGUUUGCGUCCUCACUGCACAACUACAACUCAAAUUUUAUGGAGGUCGCCAAACCAUCACACUCAGGGAGCAACAGCAGACCUAAUGUUCACAAUGCGGCAGCCUUCCAGUCGCAGGCAAGUCACCUGCAGCCUGAGCUGCAACACCUGCGCAGCCCCGAUCACCACCACCACCGUCAACCAGUGAGUGGCAACACUCGUAAUCGAUUCAACUCAGUCGAUGGUCUGGAGGCCUUUGAGCCAAAUGGACACCGAAAUGAGUUCACCGACAACUACAUCGGCAGUCUGAGGGCGCCCAGCGCAGCUAUUGGCCUCUUUGCCACUCAGCCAGCAGUGGAGCCGUCAGUGCACACGCCGACCAUUCCACUGACGUACUACACCACUUUCACCUAUCUCACCACGGUCAUUCGAGGGCCUCACACUGCUCACCUGAGCAGAGAAAGUGUCACCUCAGCGGUCACUACGCGGGCGCUAGACAAGAGCAUCGUUGAAGUGGUUCGCGACAAUGAUGGCGUCAUUGAGCCCACCAAAGUGCUGCAGCUCGGAGUGAAGACAAAGGGCUUCACUACGACCGUGUACAACGCUGUCUCGCAGGUGCAGAUCUACAACGAGGACCUGUACAAUGUCAUUCAAAAGACGUACAAUAAGAACAUUCAGUUCAAACCAUGGCAAUCGAGCAGCGCCUACCAGCCGGUCUUUCUCACUAAUCACGUGGAGCCACAGCGAGAGUCCAGCCGAGUGUGGCCGCCGUUGAGCUCUGCUGAUUUGGACUUUUCCAGUCCACUGGUGGUGAACCCGAACAAGGUGAACCUGGAAAUGUCUUCGGCCAGUCACAUCGAAGCCAGUCCACCUCGCGGCAAUCACUUUGACUUUUCCACUGCCAGCCUUCACCUGGUGACACCGAUGCUCUCCAGCUCUGAGGAGGUUGUUGGCCAUCAUCAGCACGGUGAUCCACUGGGGUCGGUGAGUCGUACGCCGACCAUCGAGGAAACAGCCCUGCUCGCCGCCAGUCCCGUCGCCUCUCGUCCAGUGCGAAUCAGCUCGAGUGUGUUGGUGCGUAAGCCGUCCAACUCCAAGUACGCCUACCUUUACACUCGCAGUCGCCUUCGCGUUCGCGUUAAGGGCACAAACAGCGACAGUGCUGAAGGCGGCAGUGCAGUGCCCAACAGUGCCGUCACCAACACGUCACCGCUGUUCACCUCUUCAGAGACGUACGAAAUCGACAGCACUCAGGUGGCCACUGAGCAGGCGACGCCCUCAUUAAAACCUGGUCGCAUUCGAACAACUAAAUCAAAGAUCGUCUUCCGACCACGCAACUCCAACGCCGUACUGAGCACAAUCAAUCCGAAUAUGAUUCGAGUCAGCAGUCGUGUCUUCCGACCAAGUGUCACCUUGGAUCCGCUCACAUCGUCGGUUAUUUUAGUGGACAGCCCUGAUAACCUGCCCCUUGAUGAGUCUUCCGCCGGCAAUAGCUUUGAGCCUGAGCAGCCUGCACUGGACAGUAUUGCCCACUCUGACAAUGCCAGGGCGAACAAGUUCACCCGAGUCUCCAACGGCGUGACGCUGAUCAUCAGUAGUAAGGUGGCCACUCAAAACCGACCGUUCACCCUCGAGCCGACACUGGUGACGGGAGCAGCGGUGAUGAUGAAGCCCAUCGACCCCAGUGCCCCUCCAAUGCCUGACAUGUCCAGUCCGGCGGAGCCACGUAAGCAGUACAACACCUUUACUUAUCACACCACAUAUACACAGGGCGACAAAACGUACGUCUCCAGCUCGAAGGCCACCGUCGAGAAGGAGAGCAUCGAGCCGUCCACCACCACCGAGACAGUGCAAGUUCUAAAGACGAGCACUCUCUACUCGACGCUGACCUACUUUGCCACGCUCUUCAACGGCAGCGCCAGCACCAUCACGCCGAUAGAGGACGUCAAGACGGAGUACAUUACCUUCCCUGAGUCGAGCGUGGUCACGCGAACGAUCGAGCCGAGCAGACCCUCUGACGCCGAUCUGAUCACCCAAACGCACUUUACCACCUACACCAACCUGGCGACCGUCUUCUCUGACAGCAAGCCAGUGGUGUCCACCCUCCACGAGGUGGUCAGCAGUGAGGUGGUACUCUCCAAGUCUCGCUCCAACGCUCAGUACUCGAUGCCAGUGUCGGUGGCGAGCAGCAGUCAGUCGGUGAAGCCGAGUCGAACCACCACUCGAAGCACUCACACCACUCUGACUCACUUCAUCACGCUCUUCAGUGGGACGCACACCAUUCUCUCGUCCAUUGAGGAGAUCAGCCCGACGGUGGUCACCGAAGUGGUGGGACAGUCGAGCACCAGUUCACCCAGUGAACAGCACCGCCUCAACAUGCCGCACAUUCGCUUCACGCAGCCUUCGGCUGACCCUGCCAAGCAGACGAAGAACCGCUUCGGUGGUCUGGUGCCCAGUGUGAGCACGCUCUUCACUACGCACACCUACUACACGACGCUCUUCAGUGGCACUACCUCGGUGAUCCAGAGCAGAGAGGAGACGACCCACUCGCUGGUGACGUUGUACGUGCACAGCACAGUGGCCGCCAUUCAGCCAACGAGCACUGCUGCCGGCAUUGAGCCGUCAGUGCGCUUCGAGAGCAGCACCAUUGUCCCUGCAAGCAGCUCCUACGUGCCUGACCUGGUGGAAAGUAGUGAACACCAACUGGAGCCCAGUUCGGUCUUCCCUGAAGGGGCCUCCUCUGCAACGCCUUCCAUCGACGAUGAAUCGGCCAUUGUCUUCUUUACCAAUUUCAUUCUCCCAUCCAGUGUCACUGACACGGAGAACACCAUUGACCAAGCAAAGGGGCCGCUGAUGAACCACGGUCAGCUUAGCACACCGGGCGGUGCAAGCCAGAUCAGGCCUGACCAGGCGACAAAGCCACUGGAAAUGCCGCCAGUGACACUGGUUCAGGACGCCGCUGGACAGCCUAGCACAGCACAGGGCAACAACACCAUAAAACCAGGGGCAAUAAUUGAGCUGAGUGACUUACUUGAUGGCGCCAAUUUAGCAGGCAACAUUGGCGAGGCCAUAAAAGACAUUGUUCAGAUACUCUCCAAGGGCCAGAAGAGCAAAGUGCCCAUGGCAGGAGAGGAGAUUGACCGAACUAGUGCAGUGCAGGAGAUGCCCCCCAAGGAGGGCGCUACAGUUAGUCACCUCGACAAUCCAGUGUACAUUCCAAUGUAUCCAGCGAACAGUGAGACCAGACCGGAGACUACCUCAUCAGUGGAGAUACCGCCAGUGGCCUAUGUGCCUGCCUUCAGUUCGCCGCCCAUUGCUCCGACGACCACUCAGUCGAGGUCGAUGGCAGUAAUGCCCACGUUCAUCUGGUCAGGUGAACUGCCACCUGCGCCCAGCAGCAGCAUCGGCAGCAGUAGUUCUCUGCCAAAGUUGUUCUCAAGGAGCUCAACGUUUGUCCGAGCUCCAGUCGAAGUGACGCCUACUUUACUAGGCAGUGCGGGUGAUGAGAAGACGCGUUACUACACCAGCGUUGAGGCUACUCCCACGACAGUAGUGUUGACCACCACAAAGGUCUACUACACCCGCGAUGCCCCGCUUACCAUCACCUCGGAGUACGUGUCCACGCUGCCACCAAAGACGAUCAUUACGACGGUAGCUGGCACAAAAACGGCCAUCAACACCUACAGUAGCGAGAUAGCGGCAACAUCAACUCAGAAGCAGCCGGCCAUUACUGCAGUGCAUUCAGUGUCCAGCAAACCAGAGACGUCAGGUCGACCGAUCAGACCGACUCGAAAGCCCGGCGUGAAUCGAUUCAAGCCACCGACAAGACCAACAGAGGGCCCGAAGAUAUUCAAGACCAGUCACCGACCAAGAGCGCCAUACAAACCGUCGCCUACGCCGCCGCCUGAAUUUGUUCCAGAGGACAGUGGCAAGGGAUCGUUUAAAAAGUCGACUAAAGCCUUCAUGCCAAAGACUACAACUCGACCGUCUAUCCUUGAUCUGGACCAGUGCAAGCCAGCCUGCAAUGCAGCUAACAAGGAGAUCUGCAAAGAAUUUGCUGGCAAGUUCAAAUGCGAUUGUCGCCCUGGAUACACUAAAAAGCUGGGCAGUGAUACUUGCCAUGAACUGCAAAACUUUAUUGUACUAGUUCGUGUAACUAAACUGGGCGAAUCAGACGUCGUUUGGCAGUCUGACCUACUGAAUCGCACCUCAGAUCAGUAUAUGAACUUGGCAAAGGCGGCCCGAACUCAGUUGGACGGCGCUCACGUCACCGAGGAACUGAAGGACAACUACAUCAGCUCUGAUGUGAUGAGCAUUGAUCAGGCUACAGAUGGCAACGGUGUUCUGGUGAACAUGACCAUUCACCUCACUGAGAGCGGCAAUCUUGACGAAGACCUCUUGAAGGAGAAGUUGGCGAGAACGCUUGAGAAGUCUUCAGAACAACUGCCCAGCCCAUCGCAGAUUUACGCCGAUUUAGAGGAUGUGGCGGACUUUGACGAGUGCAGCUCUGAGGAGUACAACGACUGUGCCAGCUCUGCACGGUGCAUCAACGAGCUAGGCACCUACAAGUGUGAGUGCCUGAACGGCUAUCCCGAUCUAGAUCCAGGCAAUCCAGGACGAAUGUGCUCUUCAGAGAUCAAGGCAUGUGAGUUCUGCAACGGACGCGGUGACUGCUUCCGAGAUGAGACCGGCCAGAUCAGCUCUUGCAAGUGCCAUCGCAUGUACCUCGGACGGCGGUGUGACAUCAAUGGCUUGCUGACGCGUUGA
This is a messenger RNA of Rhagoletis zephyria (snowberry fruit fly), 11196 nucleotides long. Lineage: Eukaryota; Metazoa; Arthropoda; Insecta; Diptera; Tephritidae. The record is from RefSeq and is a predicted model, not a curated record.